Messenger RNA from Culex pipiens pallens (northern house mosquito), 871 nucleotides. RefSeq lists its product as uncharacterized. NCBI's taxonomy places the organism in Eukaryota, Metazoa, Arthropoda, Insecta, Diptera, Culicidae. The record is from RefSeq and is a predicted model, not a curated record. Bases 133 to 693 code for a protein of 186 amino acids. The transcript has 2 exons.
GUGUACUGUUUAUCAGUUUGUCAACUGCAGUUGUGUUUGUGUUGUUGAUUUUGGCGCUAAAAUACGUUAUUCAAAGAUUUUAAUCUUAUCGAUUCAGCAUUUCUGGCAUCGAAGUUAAGCAGCAGCAACAAAAUGGGCGGAAAGUCAAAGGCAUACCGGGACCGUCAGAAGAUGCUGUACCAGCAACAGCUGGCCCGGGAAGCACCGUUGAUCAAGGUCCUCGAGGAGAGCCACAACUUCACUCCGAAGGAAAUCAAAAGAGUCAAGACCCGAUGCCCGGAGCUGGUCAAGCUGGCCGACUGCCCCGUUCCGAUUCCGGUCCGUUUUUCGUUGCCAAACUAUCCGCACGAAUGGAUGUGGAUGGACUCGCAGCUGGCGAAGGUUCGCGAUUACGUGAACGAUUGCGGCGAGCAGCAGCUGGGCAAACGUCCCCUGGACGUGUUCCUUAUCGCUGGUUACGUGAUGGUGCUCGCGGAGAACGAUGAUUAUGCCGCGUUCGUACGCGGUCUGUUUCCGGGACUGAAGGAAAUCGGGAUGGACGGCAAGGAGCCUACCAUGAAGGAUGUCGAGGACUUUUACGGAGCGUACCGUUUUCUGCCGCAGAAGAAUCCUCCGUACGUGCCGCAUAAGGCGCGCAAGCUCCGGCAGCUACAGCAGAAGCAGCUGCAGCAGCAGGCAUCGGCACUGAAAUAGGAUACAGAAACGAAAAAAGAACAUUGACGUGAAAUGCUUAGCAUUCCAUAUUUGACUUGGUGAUUAAACAUGUAUGAACUAGACAUGAAAAGAAACACGAUUCUACAUGUUCUUAAAAUCACAUCUCAAAAAGCAUUAAGAUAUGCUUUUAAUGUAAGAAUUUGAUACAAAUAAAAAA